UCUUCAUCCGUAGGCAGUAGCUCUUGCACAGAACAAAAAAAUCCUUUUGCCGAUUCCCCACUGUUCGUUGCAGCUGCCCUCAAGUCAGCAACUCUCGGCUGAUUCCACCUUCUGCUGCUAUCUAUCUGAAAAGGUAAAAUGUUGAAACAACUAGCAACUGCACGGAACAAGUUACAAAUGUCCUAUCAGAAGCAUAAAAAGGAUUUGGAGAAGCUGGCAAACAUUCGCCAGAAGCUCAUUUCCCUUCCUUAACAUCUGGUCACAACAGAAAAAGACAUGAGCUGUUUGGCUCGGCUAGCAGAUGAGGAAGAGAAGCUUGUGAGGAAGAUAGUUAUUCCAUCUUUUAUUUCUGAGGAAAAUCUCUCGGGUAUUAUUGAGAUAGCCAAUCGUGCUGGUUUUGAAAUCAUAGAUGAAGUUCCAGAAUGUCGUAGAGGACACCAAUUUAGCAUCCACCCAAAUAUAACAAAGCAUCAGCAAAAUGAUAGUUGCUAUUCUAGCCAUGUGGUAAUGGAGGAUACGUUUUGCCAGUUGCCAUUAUUAUCAGAGUAUGAGCAGCGUAAUAAUAGUUGCUACUCCAGCUAUGUAGUAAUGGAGGAUAGGCUUUCCCAGUUGCCAGAUGAAAUUCUUGUGUCAAUUCUUUCUCAGUUGACAUUGAGAGAAGCGGUGCGCACAAGUUCCCUUUCAAGUCGAUGGCGAUACCUUUGUCACAUGUCUGAACUUUGAUGUAAUCUCAGAGUUCGGGGAUAAGGCGUUGAAUCUAGAUUUUUGCGAAAAGGAAGGACUGAGGCAUAUAAAUUUGAUCAAUCAUGUUCUGGAUUUACACAGAUCUCAUACUUUAGAAGAAUUUAGUGUCCGUCUUCCUUCUGAAGGUAAUUUCAAAUGUGAAAUUGAUAAAUGGCUCAAGUUUGCAUCAUCAAAGAAGGUUGAAAGCCUUGAAUUAUUCUUGCUAAUUGGUUAUUGGGUAGAAUCCGAUCGAUAUUCCAUUCCCCUUGAGCUUUUAAGUCAUGGAAGUAAUGAUGCUUCCCUCUUUGGCUUUGGGGCUCUCAAAAGUCUUAACUCUAGCCUACAUUGAUGUGUGCCAUCAAGUUGCCGAGAUUUUCCUCUCCAGCUAUCCUCUUCUUGAACAGUUAUCUAUAAGAAAUUCUCGGGUAUUGGAACAUCUAAUAAUUGGUCCUUCCCUCAAGUUGAAGCAUUUGGAAAUAUAUCGAUGCAGAAUAGAUUAUUUGGAGAUCUGUAAUGCCAAUCUUAUCUCCUUUAGUUUCAAGGGAACGAAGCAAACAAACUUGUCUCUAAAGAAUGUUUCUUCGGUUGUGAAUCUUCAAAUUGAGAUUUACCGUGAAUCGCUGCCUAUUCUCAUUGAUUUGAUUGCAACAAAAUUCAGUGAAGUGGAGAAGCUUUCACUUGAAGUUAGUUGUGACCAAUUGAGGGCUCUUGAUUUUCAUCAUUCUUUCCCGAAAUUCAACAAUCUCAAAUGGCUUAUAUUGAGCGUUGUCGAUUGCACUCUACUUGAAGUUACUCCACUUCUGCAGGCAUCUCCAUACCUGCAAAUGUUCGACAUCAAGAUUGACUGGUCUGAUACAAGGAUCUAUGGUGGAACUAUUCUACCGCUACCUAGACGACAUCUCAAAGUGGUCCGAUAUGAAGGUUAUCUUGGCGGUACAGCUGAUGAGGAAUUGAUAAAUUACCUUGUCAAAAAAUCUUUAGCGCUUGAGAAAUUCAUCGUUAGUCUUUGCGAUCAGUCAUAUUCCAAAGUUGAGCGAAAAGCCAGAAGUCAGGCUUGGCGACAGCUACAAGGAAAAUUUUCCAAAGGAGUCGAGCUGGUGAUCCUUUAAAUCACCCUCUGAGCACUAUAGCUAUGACUGAGUUGAAUUAUCAAAUAUUUAUCAGUAACAGUUAUGAUUUACAAGCACUCUAAAUCCAUGCUAUACGCAAUACUAGGAGCAGAUGCAGUGAUUUCGAGUAAUGCUUACUUGUUUUCGUAUCUUAGACGUUCUCUAUCAGUGCUUCCUUUAAUAUCUGUAAUUUCCUAUUCAAGUUUUCAAUACAAUCUAUCUAUGUUAACCGUGUGAUUUGGAAUAGUGUUUAAUUGUAUUCAUAGAAAGUGGGCAAAAUUCAAUGCCAGCACUUCUGUCAUUUUUUAA
This is a messenger RNA of Nicotiana tabacum (common tobacco), 2141 nucleotides long. RefSeq lists its product as uncharacterized. The record is from RefSeq and is a predicted model, not a curated record. NCBI's taxonomy places the organism in Eukaryota, Viridiplantae, Streptophyta, Magnoliopsida, Solanales, Solanaceae.